This is a messenger RNA of Dendroctonus ponderosae (mountain pine beetle), 2401 nucleotides long. RefSeq lists its product as uncharacterized. Gene Ontology annotation, biological process: regulation of DNA-templated transcription. The record is from RefSeq and is a predicted model, not a curated record. Lineage: Eukaryota; Metazoa; Arthropoda; Insecta; Coleoptera; Curculionidae. Gene Ontology annotation, molecular function: protein binding. The coding region runs from base 148 to 1605 and encodes 485 amino acids. The transcript has 9 exons.
ACUCACUCCUUAACCUAUGCGGUACCAGUGGUACCACUCAGCCAGUACGAGUCGCGCGCGAGAUUUACGAAAUCCACGCGUUUUUCUUUGGUGUCAGUUUUCAAUUUAUUUUGUGUUGCUUCUAUCAAGUGCUAAGGUUUUCUAAACAUGAUUACUUUAUAUAGAACGAUUAAGGGAACAACCAAAGGAAGGAAAAAACGAACUAAUAAAGGCAUUCCAUCUCUAGAGGCUCCAUUGCCAGCUACUCCAUCUGAAAUGGUAUCCAGGCGCAAAAUCUUGUCCAGGUCACGAGAUGACUUGCACAUGGACUCCAACUUUCAGCCGCCAGAGGAGGAAGAAGACGUUUGGUAUCAUCGCGAAAAACUAUAUAAGGAUCAUAUACAGGAAGUUUUGGACAAAUGGACUCAAAUCGACGACGAAAUUUGGGCAAAAGUGAUCGUACUGGAACGAAAUAGGCGAGUAGCAAAGGCAUAUGCUCGCGCUCCAGUACUGACCGUCAAUGGAUCUGAUGAUGGAUUUGAUGGUUUCAGAAUUGGCUUAUGUGGUUUCGAUAACCCUAUGAGAGACCAAAAGACCGAAGAAUUCAAAAGACACAUAGGCCACGGUGUGAAAAUAAAAAUGGACGACGCAGGAAACAUCCUCAUCAAGAGGGUCUCAAAGUGCAACGUCUACAUAAAAAAUACUGGGCAAGAUGAAGAAAACGCUAUAGGAAAUGACAUUUUGAAAGUUCCAAAUAACGCUUUAGACCCAGAGAAACCAGUGAAACUAUUCGACAUGAAAAAGUUUCAAUCGAACGUCAAUAGGGAGUUACGGAGAGCGUAUCCUGAUCGUCGAAGACUGGAAUGUCAGUGUCUUAGUGCAAUAGCUUUUGUGAAAAAUGAACAAGAACUUUUGGAAUGUCCAAUAUGGGUUCUUAUAAUUAACGUCGUCGCCAUGGAUAUGUUAAAAUCAAAAUUACCACCAGUACACCGUGCAAUGGACAUUAAAAACCGCCCAAGAAUUCCGAUACCUGACGAGGAUCCCUACAGCAUUGCAGGAAAUGGAAGUGGAUCAUCAGGAAGUUCAGGAUUUGCUGGAGGAAGCGUGGCCGCCACAAGAGAGCAGCUUUUGCUCCAAAGCCAACAACAUGCCCAAAGACGUGGUGAUAAACCACCAAAAUUACCACCUAGGGAUAUGUACCAUGAUAUACCGAAGCCUGACUACGACGACCAAGAGGAGCAAAAUGUAAUCAAGUCCUUCCCAUCAUCGAGAAACAAUAAGGAAAAGACGAAGGAAAACAAAAAAUACGAUGAUCCUUACUACUGCGGCCUUCGUGCUAGGGUGCCAAACUUCGUAGCAAAAUCAAAAGCCAAUAAAGAAUCGCUGCCGUCCAAGAGAUACUCAAUCAACCAACAGCAACAACAAAUUCUAAUGCAUCAGCAAAUGAACAUGAAUCACCACCAGAUUCAUCAACACCCCAUGUGGCAUGCGAGGAGUUACGAAAGUGGAAUAGAUUCCGAUGCGAUAGAGUCACCCUACAACCAAAUAUACGGCAGACUACCUAUCCCCACACGAAACUACAUACCAGCUCAGCCAAGAACAAUGUACAUAGGCGAAUGGGAUUAGAAUUAAGCAACGCAAUUAAUAAAUUUCAACUUUGAAUGUGGUGUCGUCUUGUACAUUUUUUUCUUUUUUCUCUAUAGGGCAAUUUUAUUUCCAUAUCAUCCUGCUUUGGGACUUAUUUUUAAUGACCCAUGUUUUAAGGAGGUGCAGUUUUAGCAACGUAACUUCAUUUUUUAGUUUCAGCGCUAAAAAUUGUAAGGAUGUUAUUUCUUGUGCACUCUACUUGAUCUAUUAUGUACCUUAAGUCUUUAUUCAAACGAAUGCAGUGUUGAACAUGAAAUUAAAUAUUCACCAGGUACAUGUAUCUUCAUCAUGUUCUUUUGCUAGAAAAGUUUUAUGAACUUUUAUUGAUUAAAUUGAAGAAAUGGAGUCCGGGAACACGCUUGCAUUCUGCCUAGUCAGGCACUCUUAACUUUAUUUUUUUAAUAUUUUUGCUACUUACUUAUUAUAAAAUAUUUAGUCGUACGUUGUACCUACAUAUUUAAGUCGACCGUGAGCAAAAUGAGAAUCGCAAUAUUAGAUUUAAGUUCUCUAGGUAUUAAACUAAAUUAAAAUACUCAAUAUUAUACGUAGUUACAUCUUGUCAUUUCUCUAAUAUGGUGCAUUAUCAUAUAAUUUGCGUAUGUUAUAGUAACAUAUAUUUCCGAAUGAUAUGUGAUUACUCUAUUGUAAAUUUUAUCGCAUAUUCGAAUUAUUACAUAUUUAUAUGCUAGUUAUCUAAAUACUUUUGUAAAGUUUGUAUAUUCUUUUCACGUAGGUAUUUCUUAAACUUAUACAAAUACAUGGUGAUGGCAAAUUA